ACUUGUCGAAAUGGAGAUCUCAUGGAAGUAUUGUUGGUUCGGAUUAAUAACAUUGAUGAUUUCAAGCCGUUUAGUAUACACUUUUACAAAAUUUACCAACAUCGACUGCAAAGCGUUUGACAAAUCUUUCGCCGAUUUCAAUAGUUGUCGCCUGCAUGUGCCGAAACGGGGAGAGAUCGCAUUAUCCUUGCAUGUGCAGCUGCUCCAGAUACCAGUUAAUAAUGUCAGUGUAAACCUUUCAUUUUUCAAGAAAGCCAGUGGUUAUCGCCCCUUUCUAUACAAUGUUACCGUCGAUUUCUGUGAUUUUAUGGCGAACAAGAAACGUUAUCCUAUUUUAAAUAUAUGCCAUGGUGUUAUUCUGAAGGACUCGAACAUUAAUCACACCUGCCCCUACAACCAUGACAUAAUCGUUAAAAAUCUAGUUUUGCGUGACGAUAUGUUCGGACGAAUGCCGGUGCCAGAGGGAGAUUAUAUGUUUAAGUUAAUGGUGGGCGCCUACAAUGAAUGGAAAGCUGAUGUGAAGACUUACUUAUCAAUAAAACUCAAUAAAUAG
Molecule: messenger RNA, 553 nt
Organism: Bactrocera latifrons
Lineage: Eukaryota; Metazoa; Arthropoda; Insecta; Diptera; Tephritidae
Exons: 3
Coding region: 11-553 (180 amino acids)
Source: RefSeq, a predicted model, not a curated record